Molecule: messenger RNA, 714 nt
Organism: Medioppia subpectinata
Lineage: Eukaryota; Metazoa; Arthropoda; Arachnida; Sarcoptiformes; Oppiidae
Source: the annotation of a GenBank genome assembly
AUGGAAAACAUGUGUCUUAUUUUACACGAUGUAAAUCCCUAUUUAUAUACAAUAUUUGGUGGAUUCUGGUAUUACAUCGGUGUUCGGGUACACCUGGACAUCAUGUGGAACGUCACCUUCAUUUUGGUGCUCUCAUCGCAGGCUCUCUAUUAUUACAACUAUAGAAAUGGCAUAAAACCCACAUUCCUUCGUGUGUUUCAAAUGAUGUCGGGCUAUAUAUCGCCCAAUUCUGUUGGCCUCACGAAUGGCACCGAAAUCCGUGCUUUACUUAAGAGAUCGAAAAGAUUGCUUGAAUUGACAAAAUUGAAUAACGAGAUCGCGAUUCCUAUACUCAGCGCCGAUGUUAUGCUUUUCACAUAUAUUAUGAAUUGUUCCCAAUGGGAGACUUGGCUUUACGGCGUUCCCAACACUAUAUACUAUGUGUUAAUUAAGAUUAAAUUCAUAUCCAAAACACUGUCGGAUAUCCAACGAAGACGUUAUUAUGGAAACGUAAACAAUGUUAUGAAGUCAUUGGACGCUAUAUUUGAUGAGAUCGAUGAAUACAACACCACUUUUUGGUCUAAAUUUAUAUGUAUUUUUUGGUUCACAAUCGGCUCAUUCACCGUUAUCUUCCUCUAUAUCUUACAAACAAUGAUAGAACGAUUGGCUGAGAAAAAAGUGGGCUUUUCCUGUUGGAUAUCUUAUCACUGUUUGGCGUAUUAUUUCUUAAAAUAA